AUGAAUUGUCAAAUUAAGAACAUUUUUUGUCUUUCUUUCUCUGUUAAAAGCUGCCAUAAUGUUUGACACAUGCCAUCAAAAAUAAUAAAACAAAGAAAAAGGAAAGCAACCUCAAAAGCCAAAUUCCUUGUUCCAGGAUUCCUGCCUUUCCAAAUAAUACAGAUUAUGGCCUAAGGCAUCAAUCAAAAGCCAAUUUCAUUAACAAUGUUUGCUAGCAUCAUAUGACAAAAAGAAUAACAAUAAGUAGGGCAGAGAUCACAUUCCUGGUUUGACAUUUCCUUUUCCUUUGUUUGCAUGUAUGAAAUAUGAGAUAAGAGGACGUGAUUGUCAUUUUGUGUUGAUGAUCGUUAAUGGCAUUUCAUACCAGCAAGAAAACUGUUUCACUGCAAUACACAUAACAAGGAAAUUCCACCAUGGAUGUUGUAAGUGAAACUUAAAAUACUGAUUAACAAAGCUAUAUUGCUAAUUUUAAUUUGCUGGUCGAUGCUAAAAAAAAAAAGGAUUUUAAAUGCUUUCAAGAUUCAUUCGUCUUUAAGCUUAAGUAAUGAGUUCGUAACCACAAAAUACGAGUAAGGCAUACAUAUGUACAUAAUGAUGUUUAUUUUGAAUGAGAGAUUCAUCUUUUAAACACUUUUUCUCUUUGAUGUAUAACAAAAACAUCUCUACAACAGACGACGAGAGAAAUAAUUAUGAUCAAUUGAUGGCAGGCCAUAUCACGAACGUUCCAAACAAAUAAUUUUUUAUAUCCGAUUUUCCUCAACCGAAUUUCUUAAUCAAACCAUCCUCUGUUCCUACAAACGCGAAAAUCUGUGUGAAAGACACGGUUUUCAGAGGUUGAUAGUAAAAUCUAUUUCAACGGAUGCUCAUCUACUUUGGACCUUCAAGGCAGCCCAAAUUAUCCACGGUCAUUGCAUCAAAUUUCUUCAUGCGGAAAAGGUAAAAUUAAUACAUACCACUAUCAAUUGGACGACAUGUUCCCAUAUGAAGUUAAGCACACAGCAAGCGCUAGCAGUCACGCAUCCCCCUUGCAACAAUUUACUCACAAGUCCUAUAGUCAUAUGGUUCAGAUCACAGUCGUGUGCUUUCCGCCAUCUCUCUAUCAGCUGUCUGCGUUCUUCCGAACCUUGGACGCAUGCGCUUGGCGAGAGUUCAACAUGGCGGCAUAUUUGGUUUGCUUGACGACUGAUGGCGGCAUUCCACUGUUCACUAGAACGAAAGGAAACCUCCCACAGGUAGAGUGAUUUAAAAGUAUAUAUGACGUAGUACAUAAGUAUGUUUUGUAACAUUUAUACUAGAUGAGAAGGGGGCUCGACUUUUUUUCUGUGAGAAGUUUUUCAUGAGGGCUAACAAACCACCUUGCAGCCAGAGAAACUUUGGUAACUUUCUGGAUUCUAUCAAAUUAAAUCAGUUUGUUUGCAAAUCAAAGUUGGGGGGAGGGGAGGGGGGGGAAGACUGUGUUAAGUCUUUUUUCAGAUAUUAUCAAGGAAAAUUUUCCUUGUACCAAUACCAGUGGGAAGGUUGGCUGAAAAUGACAGCCUUUAGAAGUAGAACUGCUUGUCACAUCACCUUGGAAACGUUAGAGAGGUGACCACACAGACAUCACCAAUUUUUCUGUUGAAUAGUACAGCACAUCCUGUGAACAUGGGCUUAUUUACUUACAACAAAAGUCAUUACCAAUUAUUUUAAAUGUGCAUAUAAAUAUAAUGUAAAAAUAAAGGUUAGCUCUGAAUCAAGCCCCUGAAGCACACUGUAAUACAUAUACCUGGCGUUUUUUGAUUAUUUUUGACAUUUUUUGUGGUUAUAUGUUGUGUGUUGUCAUACAGUUGCCUUUUCCUGUGAUUGGAUCACUUAAUGGUGUGUGCAUGUUUGCCAACAAUCAAGAUGUCACUUUGCUUAACACAGUCACGGAUGAUGCUAAAGUUGUCUGGAAGGUUUUUAAUGAAAGGUGUUUUAUUAUUCAGUUUUAUCUUUUUCUAUUGAAAUAAUAUACUAUUUACUUGAAAAAAGGGAACUUCAAGAGCUCCCAAACUUCAUGACCUCCUGAAAGGUCUCAGGUCUUAGAAGGGUCAUGCAUAUUGUAAAAGUUUGACUCCUCUUUGAAGCAUGUGGAAUUUUUCUUGUAAGUAAUAGAAAUCACCAGGCAUGAAAUGUAUGAUGUUUAUGUUUAAUGAUAUCAAAAGACCUAAUAGCAUCUAGAACUUCAAUAACUGACAAGCUUAAAUGGGAUUUCAGAGCAUGUGUGGUCUGUAACAUUUGUAAAAAGUGGCAAGUUUAGCCUGCAAUAUGUCUGUCUCUAUUAAUGUUUCUUUCUUCAAUUGGGCUGCUCUUCUUUAUCAACCAAAGGAUUUCAUUCAAGAGCUUGCAAUCUAUUACUUGAUUUAAAAGUUGAAGUUUAAUACAAUCCAUAUAUGCAAAGUUUAUAUGGUGCCUUUGUAAAGGCAGGCAAUCAUGAAGGGGCCACCUUCCAGAAGUUUAACCUUCUACACCCUUACUUCAGUAUGCAUCUUCUCCAUACUGUCCUCUACACAUUUCCUAAGGAGUUGCCAAGGAGAAUUUGUUUAACAAUCAAAACUUAGGGUGAUCAUUUUCUUUUUUCUCAUGACCUAUAUGUUUGAUUCAGGGGUAAUAUUCUAAGGAGAAAUGAGAUUCUAGUCACUCCUCAGGGUUAAAGGGUUAAAAGAGAAAAAUAUAACAUUGCGAAAACAUGUGUGCAGUCUUGUGGCUGUCUAUCAGAGUUAGUUGCCGGAAGAGGCAGAGUGAAAUUACAGCUAAGGACAACAAAAUAUUUCUUAAGCAUCUGAAAACAUUUCCUCAUUUGUGGGACUGUGUUACAGAUGAAUUUUAUAAGCACUAGAUGGUUUGGGAUCAGUUAUCAACCUGUGAAUUCCCAUGUAAUGCUAAUUAAAAGUAUUUUCAACUGAGUUAAUUUUUUUUCAUGUUGUUUCAGGAUCACCUUAAUAAUUGUUGCCUCUGAUGACAAUGCUAGUGAUUUGCAUCUUAAUAGACUCUUAGAUUUUGUCUUUAAUUCCAUGGUAGGUGUAAUAUAAUACAUGGAAAUUUGUAUGCUUUUCCUAUUGAUGAGUACUGAGACCUACCUGUUAUUAAUACAAACUGAGUAUUUUAAAACUGUAAGGCCAUCUAUUUGUAUGUCUUCCCUUUACUUGCAGUAUAACACUGAUGAUGUGUCUUCAUGUGGUGGAGUGUAAAUGAUCUUCAUAAAGAUUUAUUCAAUCACUCACCUAAAACUUUUUAAAGAUAAUGGAUGGUCAACAAUGACCAAGUAGAGUGUUUAGGAUAAACUCUUUGGGAAACACUGACAAUUAACACAUGCACCAGACUACAUGCACUGAUGUAACUACAGGAUAGGCUUCAGAUAUAAUCAACUUGUGAUUGCUCUUUUUUUAUGAUACAAUCAUGUCACUCUGUGCUUUACAUUGCACCACGUUAUUAUCGAAUACAAUACAAUUUUUUUAAUGCUGGAAAUUGAUCACUUAGAUCCAGUUUGUUUAGUAAUUAUUGUGAAAUUAACUUUUUUUUAGCAUAUAAAUAACUGAAAACACAUUUUUAGGAUAACUCCCGAAAAAUUUUUUACUUUAACACUGCUUGGUAUUAUUAUAUUUCAGGUUUUGUUAUUAGGAAUAGAUGAGUUGACAUCUUUCAGAAAUGUAGAACUGCUAAAGAGGGAAUUGAGAGUAAGUAACUUUCUUAGAGUUUGCCUCUGAUUUCAGGUUUUCUUGUGUGUGUACAGUAGUUUACAUAAUAAAAAUACAUUUAUAUCAAUUAAUUGAUGUAUUUCUUCAGUGUUGUUAUAGUUUGAUUGACAGUCUCUUGGAAGGCACAGAGUUAACAGGAAACAUUACUCAAGCUGUUGAUAUCAUUCUUUGUCCAGAUGUGUCAUUUCUACAGGUACAUUGUAUUGCCAGUAAAAUAAAAGCAUUAUAAACUCUGCAGAAGGAUUGGAGCAUCUUUACCUUGGGCUUAAUGUGUAGAAAUGCAUUGCAAAGUGUUGCUUUUGGAUUUUCCUUCCUCUUGAUGGUUUUUCAUUUACUUUUUCAUAUUCAGCUUGUAAACCCUUACUGAUUCACACAGCAUUCAUUUCUUAGCAUUUUAUACACCGUUAGUUGUGACUUUGACAUUUCUAACAUUCUGUUGUUACAGGAGUUUCUGGAUGCUUUUGCUACAGCAGUCAGCAGUGAGUUUGGAUGUUUGCUUGUCAUGGGAAAAGUGGCUGUAGCAACAGAACGAUGGUAAGAUUUCCUUCUCACCAUGUAUUUCAAUCAGCAGUUUGCUGUUUGUAUCAUUAAAAAUAUAUAUAGGUAUUGAAUCAAGUCAAGCCCAAAUUUUACAUGUAUAUUAAGUUAAUUUAUAUUAAAGAUAAUGCCACAGAAUUCUAGGAGUACAAUUUGAUAGGGUAACUAGUUCUAGAAGUGUUACUCAUAUGCAGUAGUGAUAUUAGUUUAACCAAAGUAAUGUUUACUCACUAAAGUUGACAUCAAGGGGUUGGUCGUUGGUGACGCUACUAUCAGUCCUGUGACUGCCAUUAAAAACCUUGGAUCAUGGUUUGAUGAAAACAUGAACAUGGGCUGUCAUAUAAACAAGACGUGUAAGACCUCGUCAUUCCACCUGUAUAACAUCAGAGGCAUCAGAAAGUAUUUAUCUAAAGACUCCACACAAACACUUGUUCAUGCAUUCAUCACUGUAGGUAUUGAUUAUUGCAAUGGUUUGCUGUAUGGUCUACCAGAUGCACAUCUCAACAAGUUGCAACAUAUUCAGAACAGUGCUGCCUGACUUGUUUGUUCCCUUUCUUGUUUUUGUUAUAUAACUCCUACUUUGUUUUCCUUGCAUUGGUUACCUUUCUGUCUCAGAAUUGAAUUUAAAUUACUUAUUUUAGCAUUCAAGGCUAUCCAUGGGCUGGCACCUCAGUACAUUAUGGAUCUAAUUAACGUUAAACAACAAUUCGGAUGUAUGAUGUUACGAUCUCAGUCUGAACUACAAUUAUUGCCACCCAGGACAAAACUAAGAAAACUUUAGGUGAUAGAUCAUUUAUGGCAGCUGCUCCUAAACUUUGGAACAGAUUGCCAUCAAAUAUAAGAGCAGUAAAUGAUCUUAAUUGUUUUAAAACACUUCUUAAAACACAUCUCUUUAGACAGGCAUUUUCAUGUUUGCUUUUAUAGUUAGUUUUUACUUAGUCAAAUUGUAUAAUUUUAUUCUUAGUCUUUUAUAGUUCAUUUUCAUAUUUUCUUUUGCUUAGUCUUAUUUUAUAGAGCAUUAGAUCAUAUCCACAUGUAUUUUGCACUAUAUAAGUUAUAAAUUAUUAAUUCUUAGUAAUAUUUAUUAAUUGAAAGUUUGUCCAAGGUUGAAAAAUAUAUCUUUUGUAUGCAUCAGAACCUAAUGAAUAUAUAAUUCAAGGGUCAAUAGUUGAGAACUUGGGAGUUAAGUCUUGAUUUGGACCUCAAAAUGAGAAAUGCAGUUAAUUUUCCAUUUGUCAGUAUAUAGUUGUUGAUUGUGAUUCUCUAACACAGCAUUUCUGACAAUUCAUGGUGCAUUCCAGGUGGGAGUUAACUGGCAUGGAGACUGUCUUAUUGUCAUUGUUGGUUCAUUCCUUACCACCAUGGUCUUCUCGUGAUAUACCUAUAUAUCUGCCAUAUGGUAGUCCAAAGGUUUGUCUUUGUUUGUUUACUACUGUUAUUGUUGUUAUCUGAGAAAAGAAAAUAGUAAGCAGGGCUCGAAGUUAACUUUAUAGUCGACUUGCAAAGUUUUGCUGGUAAGAUUUUUUUCCACUAGCAAACUGGUGAGACCACUAGCAAAUUAUUUCCCUUUGAAAUAUUAAUGACCAUAUCUGAUAUAAAGAUUAGAAUUGAUAUUUCGCACAGGCUAUUAAUGAGCUGAAAAGUUUUAUAAAAAAGGUGUUAAAUGUUUGGUCUCCUUUGUCGUUGUCCUGACAACCACCACCUCUCUACUGCAUGUUUGGGAGACAUGGAUGAUUCUAACUAACAAACGUUUGCUAGUGGAAAUUUUUCUCACUCGCAGAUUACCAAAAUCACUCGCAUUUUGCCAGUUUGCGAGCUUUAAUUUUGAGCCCUGUAGUAAGUCUGCAUAUGUGUAAGACUGACUUGCCUCACUAUCAGACCUCCCUUUCUUCACCCAUCAUCUUUGUGCCAAUAUGUGUGAGUGACAUGAAGAUACCCGAAUUCAAGGGAUUUGAAAGGUUGCCUAUUCAAUGGUAAUUUAUGAGCAAAAUAUCCUUUAAAACUAUUGCCAGCAAGGCCAAUGUACCACAAAGGUGACAGCAUCUUGAUAACAUACCACCUUGCCAACCUCCAAGUCCAGAGUCUGUCAGAUAUAUCCAUCUCAUAUAUUGCUAAACAUUUUGUUUUUUACCUUGCUUGAUUUUUACAUUAAUAUCUCAUGCAUGUACUUUUAUUUUGUACUUGUCAUCCAAAUGUUACUUUAUUAUCUUGCACACUUUUAGUUUUCCUUGUUUUGCAAUUGUUACAUUUGUAUCUUAUACACUUUAUUUUUUCUUGUUAUCCAAUUGUUGCGUUAGUAUCAUGUGCACUUUUUGUUUCUUUGUGUUUGAUUUUUAUGGUAGCAUCUCGCACACUUAUAGUUUUCUAGUUAUCUGAUUGUUACAUUAGUAUAUCACGCAUUUUUGGUUUUCUUUUUCAAUGUUUGAUUGUUGCUUUAGUAUCUUGCACACUUUUACUUUUCAUUGUUGUCUGAUUUUUGCAUUUUUUAAAUUUUUUUUCACACUUUUGGCUUUUCUAAUUGUGGAAUUGUUUUGUUAGAAUCUUUUGCUCUUUUGGUUUUUCCUGUUGUGUGAUUCUUAUGUUUAUGUAGUAUUUUGUGCACUUUUAGUUUUCACUGUUGACUUAUUGCUACAUUAACAUCUCACACUCUUUAAAUUUUUCUUGUCUGCUUGUUACAUUAGUAUCUUGUACACUUUUAGUUUUCCUUGUUAUCUUUUUUUCUCUUUUAUAUCUUGCACACUUUUUUCUGGUUAUCUUAAUUCUUUUAACAAAUUUUAUUUCCCUUGAAAAUUUUGAAAACUGGUAUACCACAAUACUUAAAUGAUCAACUGUUAACUGGGAAACAAAUGUCAACUAUUUGCUUGUCUUUUAUGUUUCAAAAGUUGUUGACAAACUUUUUAUUUUAUUUUUAGAUUCCUCACAGGUUGUUAACAUUUCAAGUAAGUUAUUUACAAGUUGGUUUCUGCAAUUAUAUAUAAACAUGUUUAUGUGCUUUAUAUUUAUUUCAUGUCUCUGUUGCUGUUUCCAGCUCAUUGAAGGUGUGGAGGUAUGUGUGAUAUGUGGGCCUAAACCAACACUGCAGGAUGCUGAAACCAAGGUACAGUAUAAAGCUCACUUUAAACUAAACAGUGUUCUGUCGGUGUCUUCAUAUUAUUUCAUUCACCUAAUUUAAAUGAGAUGCUAGGUUUAACUGACAAAAGGUUCAGUAUGGUGACCAUUCUUAAGGGUUUACACAAAUUAACUACUUUCAUUAUGUAAAAAUCCUUGCUUCAGUUAUGAUAUCCCAAAAUGGCAUAUUAUGCCCCUUUGGAUUAGGCAUAGAGGGUGCAUUGUAACUUUAAGCAUCACAUUUUAAGACAUGAAAUGCUGCAAUAGAGUUGAGUUUAUGUAACAAAUAUCUAAGGAAAGUUGUAAGAAUAGGAAACCUUUUGACUACUAAUUUUGGCUUUGUGUGUACUUCCAAUAAAGAAAUUACAAGGUAGACUAGGUCAAAGUAUUGCAUCAAUGGAGUGGUCAUUAUGUGUGUUCCUAAACAUCCCUUAUGCUAGAAUGUGUUUGUAGUUGUAAUGGUAUUUUUCAUUUAUAGUUCCUGGACCAGUAUUGGAGACUUGCUAUUGAUACACUGAAAACCAGUCGCAGAUCUCAUCCAAGAAAUCUCCCUGGUGAUAUGGUACUCGAUAGUGGAAUCCUAGGGUAUCUUACUAGCAACUGUACACGACUAUAAUUAUGUCUAUUAAUGCUACUACAUCAUGAUCAUAAUUUCUUCAUGAAAAUACAAAGGGAAAUACAAGAGAGUCCCAUUACUUUGUAGGAAUUGGCAACAACAAUGAAGGUCAUUACCCAUCAAAUGUUUUUGCUCACAUGAGAUUGGUCCAUGUACAUAGCACUUAACUGAAUAUUCUCCAGUUAAGGGAGAAUCACUUGGAGAAUAUAACCAGAUGUUCCCCAGUCUCUGAACCUUGUGUCCAAUAGUACAUGAAAAUAUCUUCUUUAACUUCAAUACUUAGAAUGAAAGAGCAUUUUGCUGUUUCUACAGAAAAGCAAUAAUGCAUGUUUGUUUUUAGUCUUACCAGAAGAUAAAAUCUACGCUUGUUUCAAGUCAAAACAGAGGCUGCUGUCUAGAUAAGAUAUAUCUAGGAUGGAAUUAAAGUCACAUGUCCACAAACCCAAGGAUUUUCCCUAGUUGAAGAGAUUAGGAAAUUUAUGAGUUUUACAGUCUGCAGUUCAAGAUAAUGGCACUUCUUUGUUUUUACCUUUUGAAACUUAAAAUAUUUCUUUGAAGUGACUCUUGUCUUGUGCAUCUGUUCAAGGUUUGUGCUGGUGAACACAGAUGAGCACAAGAGUCUGUCUAGUGUUCAUCCAUCAGGGGUGCUAACUGGUGUGGAUCAGGGAAGUACCUCAGGUAAGGAAGGGCACAUGAACCACUCAUAGGUGGCUCAUGAUCAGGAGCUGUUCAUGAGCAUUAUAAACAACAUGAAUUUGGCUUGUCAACAUUAAUUAACACAUUUAGCUAAUCCCACAUGGGUAAGUAGAAUAAGAUCCUACCCAUGUGAGACAAUUGCAACUUUUUUAUUCUGUUAUUUCAAAAUUUAAGUUCCUAUUAUUUGAACCAAAAAAUGGAGUUAGUUUAGCAUCUGAAUGAUUAGAUAAAAAUGAUGUUUUGUUUUCAAAUAUUUUAUAAACCUACAUGUUGAGGUAAGUCAGUUAAAGUACAAUUACUAUACAAUUAUUUUUUAAUUACCUUAUGACUUUUGUUGUCAAAAGGAAGUGGAAUGUCUACAGCUAAAAGAAAGUCAAUUCUCGUGUCAUUUUACAUGUCAGUUGUUGGUACUCUAUUUCCUGUCCAGGAGCCAAAUACCUCUGAACAAGGUAAAGUGUGAGUGGAUGUUGAUAAAAAGGUCUUUUAUUAUUUUUCAUUAUGUUGGUACGAAGUAAGUACAUGCAGAUAUAAGUUACACAACCCUUGAUAAAAUGCAAAUUUCAGCGAUUUUAGCCCCCUUAAGUGGUAUAGUUGUAUCUUAAAGGAGAAAUAUUCCCCAGAAACCAUGAAAUUUUUUUUUUAUCUCCUUUAAAAUAAUACAAAAAAAUUGAGAAACUGAUCUGAAUCAUAGCUUGAAAUGCAAAAAGUUGAACAACAAGUGCCACCAAUCUGAAUCUUGAGUAGCUUCCAUAAUCAGGUUUGUUACAAAUUUUUUUCUAUUUCUGCACAAGGAUUUAAGAAAAAACUUACUUUAAAAAGAAUCAAAUUAAAUUGUUUGUUGAGUGUUGCAUGACCACUCAGACACUGUCACCUUUGGAAGGGUAAAGAAGCAGUUGCAGAUUUGAAUGGGUUAGAGAUAGUACUAAGUACUUGUUAUGGAAGUUGAGAGCCAGUUGAAAGAAGGGGGAUCUAUUAAAUGUAUGUUAAAGACAAAUUUGUCUGUAACUCUUUUAGAUCAUUAUCAACUGCCUGUUUAACAUGGUGCAGUUUAUUUACAUAGAUUCCCCCAGUGGUGUGUAUCACCAAGCCAUGGAGACUUACAUAUGUGCUAGUGAUCAUAAGUGUUAUGCAAUCCGUACAGCAACACAUGAACUGUUCUUAUUGUUUUCAAAUGAAGUACCAACCUAUGCUCUCGGGUAAGUGAAAAUUGUGGCUGAAAAUAUACAUACUAUACAUGUUUCUUUAGUGAGCUGAGUUUUAGAACCCUUUUGGUUUGUUAAUUUGUUGGUGGAAGAUUUGCAAUUCGGAAGAAUUGGGGUAUUAAACUAUAGGUUGUGCAAAAGCAGUUUAUAUAAUUUAAGGGUUUAAGAGGGUUACCUAUUUACAGCAUAGGAAAAAAAAACAUGUGGUGAAUUUGAAAUUCAGGUGAAAUUCAAAAGUAGUUAUAGUUGUUACUCUGGUUCCCAACUAACCAAAGAGCCACAUGACAUGUUUUGAUCAAUCUGAAUCCAGAAUUGUGACACUCCCCCAAACUUGAAAUUUUUGAGGUCACACAGGGUGAAAACGAUGUCACGUAAGAGGAUGAAAAUGAUGUCAUAAUGUCACAUGGAUGGAUAUUUUUUAAAAUUUUAUUUUAGGGGGAAGUUUGGCCAUACCCAAGAAAUGAUUGACAACACAAUAAAGUCUGUAAUCAGAACAAACAUGUUUUUUUUAUUGUAA
Molecule: messenger RNA, 10389 nt
Organism: Pocillopora meandrina
Lineage: Eukaryota; Metazoa; Cnidaria; Anthozoa; Scleractinia; Pocilloporidae
Source: the annotation of a GenBank genome assembly